GUGUUCACGUGUCAUGGAGACAACACCAGCUGGCGCAUUUUAGAACUCUGCGCCUUCACCACAAUCAUAUUGGGAUACACCGACCGCCUAUAUUCCCCUGAUUUCAAAAUUAGAAAGCCCGCUCAACUGAACUCGUUACGCUACCGGCGCAUUAUAGAGCAUGCCACUGGGUAACCGUCUCAUAUUGACGAUGUCCGGUCAAAACCCUAAACCCUGAAAAUCAGUUUUCUCCUCAAGGAGAUGGGGAGCAUUCAGAAAUUGCCUGAGGGUAUUUGGGGCUCAAUUAGAUCAGGGGUUAUCUUGUAUGAUUUCACAAGGGUUAUUGAGGAGUUGGUUUUCAACACCCUUGAUGCUGGUGCUACCAAGGUAUCUGUUGCUAUAGGCGUUGGGACCUGCUAUGUUAAGGUGGAUGACAAUGGAUCUGGUGUUUCACGAGAUGGACUGGUGCUGAUGGGAGAAAGAUAUGCGACAUCAAAAUACAGCCACUCGGAUGAUAUGCAUGCUUUCCCAGCAAACUUUGGCUUUAAAGGAGAGGCUCUGAGCUCUAUUUCUGACUUUUCUUUGUUGGAAAUUGUUACAAAAACUCACGGAAGGCCAAAUGGAUAUCGUAAGGUUUUGAAGGACGGCAAGUGUUUGUACCUUGGAAUUGAUGAUUGUAGACAAGAUGUUGGUACAACAGUCACUGUUCGUGAUUUAUUUUACAACCAACCAGUUCGAAGGAAGCAAAUGCACUCCAACCCAAAGAGGGUCUUGCAUUCUCUGAAAGAGUCUCUGCUAAGAAUCGCCCUUGUGCAUCCCAGUGUCUCCUUCAAGAUUGUUGAUGUUGAAAGUGAGGAUGACCUGCUUUGCACACGUGCUUCUCCUUCUCCGUUGCCGCUAUUGUCUAGUGGGUUUGGGGUUCAAUUGAGUUCGCUUAACAAACUGAAUACUAGCGGCGGUCCAUUCAAGCUCUCCGGAUACAUCUCAGGUCCUGAUGUGUACACAGUGAAGGUCCUUCAAUAUUUCUAUAUCAAUUCGAGAUUUGUUUCCAAAGGACCAAUACAUAAAUUACUUAACAACAUAGCAACAAGUUUUGACAGUGCUUCUGACAUUGAGCACCGAAGUAGAUCUCAGAUAUAUCCGCUGUUUUUGUUGAACCUAAACUGCCCAAGAUCUUCCUAUGAUUUGACUUUGGAGCCGUCGAAGACCUCUGUGGAAUUUAAGGAUUGGCGUCCUGUCCUUCGCUUUAUUGAGGAUACUGUCACGAAUUUCUGGACUGAAAGUAACUCUACCGAUAUGCCUGUGAAUAAUGAGAUCAGGAAAAAGAGGUGCAGGUCCCAGAGUUGCAAAGCAACACUCGAGCUUCCUUCCCCGCAGCCAAAGAAACUGACGGAAGAGUACACUGUCAGGAGAGAGAUUCGAUCUUCGCACAAUAUUCUGUGGGAAAGUGCUUCUGAAAAGCGUGAUUCUGAGUCCAGAUUCCUCUGUCAGACCGAAAGUUCAAGUCGAUCAAUUGAUGAAUCUCUUGCUCAUUGCACAGUCGGUGUAGACUGGAAAUCCAGAAGCUCUGCCCAGCCCUUUUCAUCUAAUAUUUUUUCUACAGGGGAUGAUUUCAUGGAUAACAAAUUCCUGGAUAACAAAUUCAAGGCUUCAGCUAGCUCCAGUUAUAAAUCAGACUGCCUGUUAGGGUCAGGAUGGGAAGAUCAGUCCCUAACAAUUGUAGCUGGCAGAUCAACGGAGGAUGCCUUAUUUAGGGAGUCUCUUGAACUUGAUGACAGUUCAAAUUUGAUGCAUGACAGAAGGAAACCAUUUAUGCGGAGCUGUUCUUUGCGCAGAAACCUGAUACAUGAUGGAGCAUCUUUUGAUAGUGAUGAAGAUAUUAAGUUUGAAAGUUGUGACUACAGAACUAAACAAAAUCUCCUUGAAGAUGAUUAUAGUGUUGAAUUUGAAGUAGUUGAUGAUGUCAACCAGGUCUUAAAUCAGAGGUCUCCCAGAGGCAAGGAAAUAUAUUUUGAGAAUUUCUCCAGGUGCAAAACUCAGAGCAAGGCAUUGCGGAGGUCAAAUUUUUUGUCAACAGAUUCAGAAAAAUCUUCAUUAACCAAGGACAUUCUAGAUGAAGACAAUCAUCUUAUGGACUUCGUUAAACAGACUGAAAAUUAUGGUUCUAGCCUACCGUCUUUUAGUCCAGAAAUGUCUCCUCUGCUACCAGAUCCUUUGCUUGGGACCAGGUUUCAUGAUGUUGAUCCUUGCAUCGCUGAAAAUGGUAUUGAAACUUCUAAUAAAGACAAAAUUGGUGUCUUGUAUAAUUUUGGAAACCUGGAACAUAAUCUCUUUGUUCCUGCCAUAAAUAAUUUGGAAAAAGAGGACUGCUUGUUCCCAAAUCCUGCAGAGUUUGAUCUCAAUUCUGAUGCUUGCUCUAGGGAGGAUAAGGGCAGUAUAGGGGGACUUGAUCCAUGGGAUGUUUAUAGUUCAGGUCCUUCUGAAUUCUAUUAUGAUGGAGAUGAUUUGUCACAUAUACAUUCUCAUGGUGAAGAAAAUUUUAGUAAUUAUUUGACACCACGAGCUAUGCUCUCCUCUAGGGUGGAUGGGGACUCUCAUAAAUGGAUUGAUGCAGGAAAUCGAGGUAAAACAGAUGAGCUUGUAAGGAAGAGUAGAAGAAGUCGUUCUGCUCCUCCAUUUCACCAAGGCAAGAAAAAGUUCUUUGCCACGAGCGAUUCUUCAACAAAGGCAGCAGGAAAUGAUAAUCUUAAGACUGUUCAUGAUGUGCCACUCAUGCCAGAAACUAAAGCUGUAAGGAGACUGCAGCAUUCUGCAGAAACUAUCUGCUCAGAGCUUCCACAGCAGUCAUCCCAUCAACGUGAUCAAUCUUCUACCCCAAGUUGUGGUGAUGGUGUAUUCUCCGAUGGAAGGCCAAGUGUGAAAAUGAAACUUGUUGACAUCUGGAAUAGCAAAUUACAAACUCAAGAGGAGUGCAGAAGUACACACGAUGGGGAGUCAAAAGAAGAAUUUGCACCAACACAAACUCAAAAUUUCUUAGAUUCUGGGACAAAAUGGAGGGACUACUGUCCAGAGACUACAUAUGAGGUACAGAGCAGUACUGGGACAGAGGAUCUUAAGAAUGAGGAUACUAUACUCAAUGUCACUUCUGGCAUCUUGCAUUUUAUUGGUGAUUCUUUGGUUCCUGAUACCAUUGAUAAAAACUGCCUGGAGGGUGCUAAAGUUCUUCAACAGGUUGAUAAGAAGUUUAUUCCGAUUGUGGCUGGCACAACACUUGCUAUGAUUGAUCAGCAUGCUGCAGAUGAGCGAAUUCGUUUGGAAGAACUACGUGAGAAGAUCCUUUCUGGACAAAAGAGGACUAUAACCUAUCUCGAUUCAGAGCAAGAAUUGGUCAUGCCUGAAAUUGGUUACCAAUUGCUACACAACUAUGCUGACCAAAUUCAAAACUGGGGUUGGAUCUGCAACAUUCAUUCUCAAGCUUCAGGAUCAUUUACCAGGAACUUAAAUCUGAUCCACAAGCAGCCAACAUCAGUCACACUUCUUGCGGUUCCAUGUAUUUUGGGCGUUAAUCUAAGUGAUGUGGAUCUGUUAGAAUUUCUUCAACAGCUUGCGGAUACAGAUGGAUCAUCAAUAAUACCCCCAUCAGUGAAUCGGGUCCUGAAUAGCAAGGCUUGCAGGAGUGCAAUUAUGUUUGGAGAUGUAUUGUUGCCUUCAGAAUGUUCUCUCAUUGUUGAGGAGUUGAAGCAGACUUCAUUGUGUUUUCAAUGUGCUCAUGGGCGGCCGACUACUGUCCCUCUUGUCAACUUGGAUGCUCUGCAUGAGCAGAUUUCUAAGUCAGGUUCGUGGAGUAGGGGUUCCUCCGAGGCAUGGCAUGGAUUACAUCGGCAUGAAAUCAACCUAGAGCGUGCAGCAAAGCGACUAAGAUCAGCCGUAUCCUAGUAUCAAAAAGCUCUCGUGAGUAUACCUAAUUUGGUUCUGCUUGCUACCUACCAAGUAAUAAUUUCGUGCUGAAGAUAUCCAGUCUGCGGUCAUCACAUUGAAGGGUAAUGUGUAUCUGCAGCACGGUGAGUCAAUACAGAUUCAACAAAUAAAUAUUUGUACUGAAUGUAACACUAGCCUUUGGUGGCAGCAACUCUCUCCUUCUCCCUGUCCCUCUCCCUGUCCCUCGCUCUCUCUCUCUCACACACACACACACACACACGAAAAAUAGGAAAAGGUAAUGGAUUGUACAGUUUCCAUGUAAAACCAAAGUAACUCACUGUGUGUAGAAUGUAAAGAAAUGCUAUGAUACUGAAAUAAGUAAUUUGACGUAACAUCAUUCAACAGAAAUGCUAUGAUAAUGAAAUAGGUAAUUUGAUGUAACA
This is a messenger RNA of Lycium barbarum (goji berry), 4340 nucleotides long. Its product is annotated as DNA mismatch repair protein MLH3. The coding region runs from base 241 to 3915 and encodes 1224 amino acids. Gene Ontology annotation, molecular function: mismatched DNA binding; ATP hydrolysis activity; ATP binding. Gene Ontology annotation, cellular component: mismatch repair complex. NCBI's taxonomy places the organism in Eukaryota, Viridiplantae, Streptophyta, Magnoliopsida, Solanales, Solanaceae. The record is from RefSeq and is a predicted model, not a curated record. The transcript has 25 exons. Gene Ontology annotation, biological process: mismatch repair.